UCGUUAAUUGACAUAUUCGGUCGGUCUAAUGGUCAGAUUCUGAUUUAGAGUAGCUUCAAGCCGCAGUGCUACGUUUUUGCUCGCAUAAUGCGCUAUCAUGAAUUAGAUUGUGAUUGCGGUGGACGACAUAGUUUCCUUGGCGUGUGAAAGGGCACGAGGAAAGGAGCGUAUUACGACGCGCUCGCUCGCCACAUCCGUCGUCCUGCGCUCGCUAGCUUUCCGCUUCGUCAGAUCGCAGCAGUAGUGCGCAAAGUGUUUCGCUUGUUGCACAGUUGCCAAGGAGACUAACGUGCGUGCGGGUGUGUGUUCGGCUACCUGCGUGCGUGCGUGUGUGCGUGCGUGGUGUGCUAUGAUAAGAGACCGAUCGCCGUCGUCGGGACGCCGAUUCUAUUGUCGCCCUCGCGUCGCAGAUAACGACGCCGCUUCGAUGCUUCGCAACGACGCAGUCUGAAAGAGCAGCCCUUUAUUAUUAUGGACUACCCGGUGUUGGGCCACUACGAUCCCACUGUAGAGGCCACCGACCACGGUAGCGGUGAGGAAGAACAGGAGCUGCUAUGGGAAGACUGUAAUUAUGUUGUACCUGGAGAUGAGUAUGUACCUGCAACGGAGCAGUUUGGAGAAGAUUUUGCCGGUGCUGAAUUUCAUGAGACUAGAACAUUACUCGCAGAUGGCGGAGAUAGAUUUGGAGUUUCCACUGCCACUUUCGAUACAGUCGAGGAGCUUAUGUGGAUGGGGAAUCAAGGGGGUCACAUAACAUCUUACUAUGGAUCGGGUUUACAAAAAUAUACCUCUUUUCAAGUCCACGCAACGCAAGAGAUACGGCAUAUUCAUCCUGUGGAUGAGGGAAUCUUAGUGUUGACGCAGAGCAUAUUGAGAUGUCAGUUGCGACGAGGCAUACCUAUAUUUACACAUACGUCAGCGAAUAUGAACGACAUGCAGUGCAUGUUGCAGAUCUCUCCAACAAGACUAUUAAUGGGCGGACAUCAGGAUAAAAUAAUUGAUUUUAAUCUUACUAGAGGAAAAGAGAUUGGAUUAGUUGAUGUAGGAGAAAAUGGUUGUGCGAUAUUGAGACAACACAGUAGACUUAUUUGUGCCGGUAAUCCUGCGGGUAGGAUAGAUCUCAGGGACCCAAGCAAAUUAUCAAUAGAACAUACUUUGGACACGCAUAGUGGUUCCUUAAGUGAUUUUGAUGUUCAGGGAAAUUAUCUUGUUACAUGUGGGUUCAGCAACAGUCGUCAGGGCCUUACCGUCGAUCGAUUUUUAAUGGCCUAUGAUCUGAGGCAAAUGAGAGCAUUAAGUCCGGUCACUACUAUGGUAUAUCCUCUUUUAUUGAAGUUCGUACCAAGUUAUUCCACUCGUCUCGCAGUGGUAUCACCGUUAGGCCAAAUGCAGCUACUUGAUACAAUAUAUGCCAGUGUACAACCACCAAUGACAUGUUUAUAUCAGGUUGCCACCGGUGGUGCAGGAAUAUUAUCAUUUGAUGUAGCUUCCACAUCACAGUGUCUUUGCUUUGGAGACUCAGCAGGCUCUAUACAUCUAAUGUCUACGAACAACCCAGAACCUCAAUUUAAUACAUUUUCUAGAGCUACGGAGUUUGCCGAUCCAAUUGAGACAGUACAAUCAAUUCCUUUUGAUGACGAUGUUACACCGUUUAGUACAAUACCAAUUGUAUAUUCUGACCAACCACUGUUAAGUGAUUGGCCAGAAGAGUUCUUAAAAAAGGUUUAUAGAAAAACUCCAGCGAUAGAUGCCGAAAUUUUGCGCACAAUGAAGAUGCAGGGAACAAUAGGAUACGCGCCAAAUCCUCAGGCUUUCCGCAGAAAUCAAAUACCGUACAAUUUGGAAAAACGACGUGGCUUAGUCGCGAAGCCUUUCGCGGGGGACUCACGGUCUAAAACAGAUGACGGCACCUUUGUGGCCAUACCUAAGCGUUACCGUAAAAUUGAGUUGAAAUACUCACGGCUCGGUUACGACGAAUUCGAUUUCGAUCAGUACAAUCGCACCAGCUUCUGCGGCCUGGAGGCCACUCUUCCUAACAGUUAUUGCAAUGCUAUGCUGCAGUUGUUGUUCUAUUGCGAACCUGUAAGGAUAGCAUUGCUCUCGCACUCAUGCCAACGAGAAUUCUGUCUUUCUUGCGAAUUGGGAUUCUUGUUUCACAUGCUGGAUAUAUCACGAGGAUUACCCUGUCAAGCCGCGAAUUUUCUCAGAGCUUUCAGGACUGUGCCCGAAGCUGCGGCUCUGGGACUCAUAUUGAGUGACUUGCAUCCGGAAGCUAAGAAAAAAAUCAGUCUGAUUAGACUCAUACAAAGUUGGAAUAGAUUUAUUCUACAUCAAAUACAUUACGAGAUUCUGGAAACAAGGAAGCGGCAGCAGGAGGAAAAAGAGGCAGCGCGACUUAAAUCGGGCUCCAAGUAUCCUCCAUUCAUUUAUAACGAACAGGAUUUUCCCAGCAUCCUUGAGGAUCUUGGUUCUCGAUAUAGGAGCCACGAGGAAGAGAGGAAAAAAAAGAGAAAACAGGAGGAGGAUGGUAAAUAUAUGUGGAUCACAUCGAAAGACAAGAACACCAAAAAAUCCACCGAAGAGAACGAAGUGCGAGAUGACGAAACAGAGAUCAGUCGUCUAUUUGGAUCAGAACAAAUGCACAUACAUCGCUGUCUCAAAUGUGGGCAAGAAGCUACGAAACAUUCCAUCAUGUUACUCUGUAAUUUAGUUUAUCCGGAAAUAGUCAGUCCUUCUGAAGAGGUACCGUUCACAAGUGUUCUUGCCCGCAGUUUAAGACCUGAGAAAAUUACACCCGCAUGGUGUGACCAUUGCCAGAAAUUUACACCUACUCUCCAGUCUCGACAAUUGACUAAACUACCUCAAAUACUGGCUCUAAACUGCGGCUUAGAUACUCAGCAGGACAAGGCGUUUUGGCAGAAUCAAACAGACAUUGUAGUACAAAAUGUGUUGACGGGGAAGGAGAGCAGUCCUAGUUCCAGUCCUGUGCCUGUCACUGCGAAACCUUGUCGAUACGGCAAUAAUUGCACCCGAGUUGGAUGUCGAUUCAGGCACGUCGGUCGUGAUUCAGAGACGGAAAAAUUAUUAACGUCACCUUCUACUCCAUCUACCUCGUCAACGGCUGCUACACCACCCCCUAGUCAUUUGUAUUAUUCACAUUCCUGGAUACCUCACAACAUAGAGAUCUCCCUCAUGGACAAUGGUGAGAUAUCGGUUCACAAAAUUAGCGAACCGAAAAACGAAUCAAAUAACGACACAUCUGCGCGAGUGAGCACGAUGGAGAACGGCCAAAACGACAAUAAGGUACAAAUCUCCGAGAACGUCGGAGACGGCAAUGUUGAAGAGAGCGUUGAAAAUUGUAACGUAGUAACGAAUGCGGAGGAUGGCGAGACAACAAGUACAAAUCCGGAAAUCUCUAGUAAUACGCAAAAAGUACAAUACGGUUUAACUGCUGUUGUCUGUUACAUCGACGACAAGAAUAACGAGGAACGGAGAAAUAUUGUAACGCUGUUACGAGUCGGACCAUAUUUUCACGAGCGAUCGGCGGGCAACGCUGUCUCGCAGUGGUAUAUUUUCAAUGAUUUUUGCAUAUCGCCGGUGACACCGCAGGAAGCGGUGUGGUUUAAUCUUGAAUGGAAAGUGCCGUGUGUACUUCAUUACACGGCGAUACCCGCGCCCGAACCGGCACCGCUUAUCAGUCCCCUUACGUACGAUGUGUUCGGAGAAGAUAAGUGUAUCGCUCGUAGCGGCGGAACCAGAGGCAUUACGUUUACCCCUUUAUCGUCCGACGAGAUGCCUAAAAAAGGAGAGUUGGUAGGGAUCGAUGCGGAAUUCGUCACCUUAAAUCAGGAAGAAUCCGAGCUACGAAGCGAUGGAAAAAUGUCGACUAUAAAACCGAGUCAUAUGUCAGUUGCGCGAAUCACUUGUAUACGCGGGCAAGGUCCGCUGGAAGGUACACCGUUUAUAGACGAUUACAUAAGUACGCAGGAACAGGUAGUCGACUAUCUGACAAAGUUCAGUGGAAUUCAACCGGGUGAUUUAGACGCGAAUUUUAGCAGCAAACAUCUCACCACUUUGAAAUCGACGUAUCAAAAGCUGAGGUUUUUAGUGGACAAUGGCAUAAUUUUUGUCGGACACGGCCUGAAAAAUGAUUUUAGGGUAAUAAAUUUAGUGGUGCCGCCGGAGCAAAUAGUCGAUACAGUCUUGUUAUUCCACUUACCUCAUCAUCGCAUGGUGUCGCUACGCUUCUUGACUUGGCAUUUUUUGGGUAAAAAGAUCCAGUCUGAAACUCACGAUUCAACCGAGGACGCGCGAGCGGCGUUAGCAUUGUAUCGCAAGUACAAGGAAUUGGAAAGCUCCGGCACACUGAGGGAAAUACUCAAAGAAUUAUACGAAGUGGGCACUCAGUUACAGUGGAAAGUCCCUGACAGCUGAUAUGAGGAUAACACAUACAAGGAUAUAGAUGAUCAAAUCGAUAGUGAUAAUGAUGAUUAGAUGAUACGAAUCUUCACAUGUGUCCAUUUUCCAAUAUCAUUGUUUGAAAGGUAACACUCGGUGGACGAUACUUGCGUUCAUUGAUAAAGUGUCGAUGUUUAGUUCAAUUUUAAAAACAAUCGCACACACAAAAUCAAUCAUUUGCGAAGAAAUAUAUUCAAUACACGCGCAAUAUUAUUAGAUGGAAUCUUAAAUUCGUGACAUGAAUCUGACAGAAUUGCAGAUACAAGAAUUCGUUUUUUAUAUUCAUUUUCGUAUUGUUUUACUCGUGUGUCAGAUUAUUGUUGCAUACGUUUAUCAAACUUGCGGUGUACAUAAACAUAUUAUUCAAAGAUAACACGACAAAUUUUGGUCACUAUCCGUCUUGAUCGCAUAUACAGCUGGUUAGGAAAAUUGAACGAGAAAAUUUUUGAUCGUGAUUUAGCAACACGCUCAAAUUUCUAAACGCGACACCAAACUGUACAUAUUAUCUGAUAAUAUUGGCGUUUUGGGAAGCAGUUACGAUUCCGCACUGCCCGACAGAAUAUCAAUAUUCACUUUAAUUUCCUGUUUCUCGUACAAUAUUUGUAUAUGAAAAGUAACGUAUUCCAUCCCGAUUUAUCAAACAAUCGCCGAGUGUAGACAUAAAUAGUUAUAAUACAGUAAUACCGGUACACCGUAGCAAUAACUGAAUUAUGUAUUUGUAAGUACGUAAUGUCUAAUUUUUUUUUUCUUUUAUACGUAUUUUCUCUAGCGCAUUAACUUUUGUACGAUUUUGCGGAGCGGGAUUUCAAGUAGGUAUUUUAUAAGACAUUUACUUCAUUCCAAUGGAUUUCGGUUUCCUUGAUUGUACAUGCGCAUGCAAUCACCUUCAUGUCAAACUACAUUUAUAAUUAUUCAUUGUCAUUUCUCGAAACUGAUCCAUUUGUGUGAAGCUUUCAAAACGCGAGGAAAAAUAAUCUAUUAACGAAGAUGGUAGCAUAUUUUACAAACCGACAAUUGUACUCAUUAUAGAUUAUUUUUAUAUACAUUUUACCAAUAAAAAUAUGGGGGAUACUGUCCAAAUCUAAAAAAAAAUCACAAGAUUAAUGAAGUAUAUAUUUUUUUAUAUCGGGAGGAAUUUUCUUAUAAUUUGUGCACAAUAUGUAACUUAUACACCGAUUUCAGCGGGAACGAUCAAUGCGGUGAAUAAAUAGCACAGACAUGAUGUUGAUGGUAAUCAAGCAUUUGUUUUAUGCCAGCCGCUGGACAUUGUAAUUUUACAAUAAAUGGUUGUAAAAUUCA
This is a messenger RNA of Linepithema humile (Argentine ant), 5757 nucleotides long. It is a transcript of the gene PAN2, whose product is annotated as PAN2-PAN3 deadenylation complex catalytic subunit PAN2. Gene Ontology annotation, biological process: mRNA processing; nuclear-transcribed mRNA poly(A) tail shortening. Gene Ontology annotation, molecular function: nucleic acid binding; poly(A)-specific ribonuclease activity; protein binding. The record is from RefSeq and is a predicted model, not a curated record. Gene Ontology annotation, cellular component: PAN complex; P-body. NCBI's taxonomy places the organism in Eukaryota, Metazoa, Arthropoda, Insecta, Hymenoptera, Formicidae.